This is a messenger RNA of Ictidomys tridecemlineatus (thirteen-lined ground squirrel), 5580 nucleotides long. NCBI's taxonomy places the organism in Eukaryota, Metazoa, Chordata, Mammalia, Rodentia, Sciuridae. The record is from RefSeq and is a predicted model, not a curated record.
CCUUCAGUGGAGGCAGCAGGAUCCAAACUACUGGAUACAGGUGCAUCGCUUGGAACAUGGAGAUGGAGGAAUUCUAGACCUGGAUGACAUCCUCUGUGAUGUAGCAGAUGAUAAAGACAGACUGGUAGCUGUGUUUGAUGAACAAGAUCCACAUCAUGGAGGUGACGGCACCAGUGCUAGUUCCACAGGUACCCAGAGUCCAGAGGUGUUUGGUAGUGAGCUUGGUACCAACAGUGUUUCAGCCUUUCAGCCUUAUCAAGCAACAAGUGAAAUUGAGGUCACACCUUCAGUCCUCCGAGCAAAUAUGCCUCUUCAUGUCCGACGAAGCAGUGACCCAGCUUUAAUUGGCCUCUCCACUUCUGUCAGUGAUAAUAAUUUUUCUUCCGAAGAGCCCUCAAGGAAAAACCCUACACGCUGGUCAACAACAGCUGGCUUCCUCAAGCAGAACACUGCUGGUAGUCCCAAAGCCUGUGACAGGAAGAAAGAUGAAAACUACAGAAGCCUCCCACGGGAUACUAGUAACUGGUCUAAUCAAUUCCAGAGAGACAAUGCUCGCUCAUCUCUCAGUGCCAGUCACCCAAUGGUGGACAAGUGGUUGGAGAAGCAAGAACAGGACGAGGAUGGGACGGAAGAAGACAGUAGCCGUGUGGAACCAGUUGGACAUGCUGACACUGGUUUGGAGAAUAUACCCAGCUUUUCUCUGGAUGAUAUGGUAAAGCUCGUACAAGUCCCCAACGAUGGAGGGCCUCUGGGAAUCCAUGUAGUGCCUUUCAGUGCUCGAGGAGGCAGAACCCUGGGUUUAUUAGUAAAACGAUUGGAGAAAGGUGGUAAAGCUGAACAAGAAAACCUUUUUCAUGAGAAUGAUUGCAUUGUCAGGAUUAAUGAUGGUGAUCUACGGAAUAGAAGAUUUGAACAAGCACAACAUAUGUUUCGCCAAGCCAUGCGUACACCCAUCAUUUGGUUCCAUGUGGUUCCUGCAGCAAAUAAAGAGCAGUAUGAACAACUUUCCCAAAGUGAGAAGAACAAUUACUAUUCAAGCCGAUUCAGUCCCGACAGCCAGUAUAUUGAUAACAGGAGUGUGAACAGUGCUGGACCUCAUGCACUGCAGAGAGCACCCAGACUGAGCCACCCACCUGAGCAGAUAGAAGCUCACCCACGACUACCUCAUAGUGCACACCCCUCCGCAAAACCACCGUCAGCCCCGGCUCCGGCCCCACAGAAUGUAUUUAGCUCAAGUGCAAGCAGUGGUUAUAACACCAAAAAAGUAGGCAAGAGGCUCAAUAUCCAGCUGAAGAAAGGUACAGAAGGUUUGGGAUUCAGCAUCACUUCACGAGACGUCACAAUAGGUGGCUCAGCUCCAAUUUAUGUGAAAAACAUCCUCCCCAGAGGGGCUGCCAUUCAGGAUGGUAGACUGAAGGCAGGAGAUAGACUCAUAGAGGUAAAUGGAGUAGAUUUAGCAGGCAAAUCCCAAGAGGAAGUUGUUUCCCUGUUAAGAAGCACCAAGAUGGAAGGGACUGUGAGCCUUCUGGUCUUUCGCCAGGAAGACGCCUUUCACCCAAGGGAACUGAAUGCAGAGCCAAGCCAGAUGCAGAUUCCAAAAGAAACGAAAGCAGAAGAUGAAGAUAUUGUUCUCACACCUGAUGGCACCAGGGAAUUUCUUACAUUUGAAGUUCCACUUAAUGAUUCAGGAUCUGCUGGUCUUGGUGUCAGUGUCAAAGGUAACCGGUCCAAAGAGAACCAUGCAGAUUUGGGGAUCUUCGUCAAGUCCAUUAUUAAUGGUGGAGCAGCAUCUAAAGAUGGAAGGCUGCGGGUGAAUGACCAACUGAUAGCAGUAAAUGGAGAAUCCCUGUUGGGCAAGACAAACCAAGAUGCCAUGGAAACCCUAAGAAGGUCGAUGUCCACUGAAGGAAAUAAACGAGGAAUGAUCCAGCUUAUUGUGGCGAGGCGAAUAAGCAAGUGCAAUGAGCUAAAGUCACCUGGGAGCCCCCCUGGAUCUGAGCUGCCCAUUGAAACAGUGUUGGAUGAUAGAGAACGAAGAAUUUCCCAUUCCCUCUACAGUGGGAUCGAGGGACUUGAUGAAUCACCCACAAGAAAUGCUGCACUCAGUAGGAUAAUGGGUGAGUCAGGUAAAUACCAGUUGUCCCCUACUGUGAAUAUGCCCCAAGAUGACACUAUCAUUAUAGAAGAUGACAGGUUGCCCAUGCUUCCUCCACAUCUUUCUGACCAGUCCUCUUCCAGCUCCCAUGAUGAUGUGGGAUUCACGAUGACAGAUGCUGGCACCUGGGUUAAGGCUGCAAUCAGUGAUUCAGCUGACUGCUCUUUGAGUCCAGAUGUUGAUCCAGUACUUGCUUUUCAACGGGAAGGAUUUGGACGCCAGAGUAUGUCAGAAAAACGCACAAAGCAAUUUUCAGAUGCCAGUCAAUUGGAUUUCGUUAAAACGCGAAAAUCAAAAAGCAUGGAUUUAGGUAUAGCUGACGAGACUAAACUCAAUACAGUGGAUGACCAGAAAGCAGGCUCCCCCAACAGGGACGUGGGACCUUCCCUGGGUCUGAAGAAGUCAAGUUCACUGGAGAGUCUGCAGACAGCGGUAGCUGAGGUGACUUUGAAUGGGGAUAUUCCUUUCCAUCGCCCACGGCCGCGCAUAAUCCGAGGAAGGGGAUGCAAUGAGAGCUUCAGAGCUGCUAUUGACAAGUCUUAUGAUAAACCUGCCAUCGAUGAUGAUGAUGAAGGCAUGGAGACAUUGGAAGAAGACACAGAAGAAAGUUCACGAUCAGGGAGAGAAUCGGUUUCCACAGCCAGUGAUCAGCCUUCGCACUCUCUGGAAAGACAAAUGAAUGGGAACCAAGAAAAAGGGGACAAGACUGAUAGGAAAAAGGACAAAACUGGAAAAGAGAAGAAAAAAGAUAGAGAAAAGGAAAAGGAUAAAAUGAAAGCCAAGAAGGGAAUGCUGAAGGGUUUGGGAGACAUGUUCAGGUUUGGCAAACAUCGGAAAGAUGACAAGAUUGAGAAAACGGGUAAAAUAAAAAUACAGGACUCCUUUACGUCAGAAGAGGAGAGAAUACGAAUGAAGCAGGAACAGGAGAGGAUUCAAGCCAAAACUCGAGAAUUUAGGGAGCGACAAGCUCGAGAACGUGACUAUGCUGAAAUCCAAGAUUUUCAUCGCACAUUCGGCUGUGACGACGAGUUGAUGUAUGGGGGAAUGUCUUCUUAUGAAGGUUCUCUGGCUCUCAACACCAGGCCCCAGAGCCCAAGAGAAGGGCACAUGAUGGAUGCUUUGUAUGCUCAAGUGAAGAAGCCGCGGAAUUCCAAACCUUCACCUGUAGACAGCAACCGAUCAACUCCUAGCAACCAUGAUCGGAUACAGCGUCUGCGGCAAGAGUUUCAGCAGGCGAAGCAAGAUGAAGAUGUGGAAGAUCGGCGACGCACCUAUAGCUUUGAACAACCAUGGCCCAGCUCCCGGCCAGCAGCACAGAGUGGCAGGCACUCUGUGUCCGUAGAAGUGCAGGCGCAGCGGCAGCGGCAAGAGGAACGUGAGAGCUUCCAGCAGGCCCAGCGCCAGUACAGUUCCCUGCCUCGGCAAAGCAGGAAGAAUGCUAGUUCUGUUUCUCAGGAUUCCUGGGAGCAGAACUACCCACCUGGUGAAGGUUUCCAGAGUGCCAAGGAGAACCCCAGGUACUCCAGCUACCAAGGCUCCAGAAACGGCUACUUGGGAGGGCACGGUUUCAACGCCAGGGUCAUGCUGGAGACCCAGGAGCUCCUCCGCCAGGAGCAGCGGCGGAAAGAACAGCAGAUGAAGAAGCAGCCUCCUCCUGAGGGACCCAGCAACUAUGACUCAUAUAAGAAAGUCCAGGACCCCAACUAUGCCCCUCCUAAGGGGCCCUUCCGGCAAGAUGUGCCCCCGUCGCCUUCUCAGGUCGCCAGACUGAACAGAUUCCAAACUCCUGAGAAGGGGCGGCCCUUCUAUUCCUGAGCACGAGGAGAACACAUGCUUCAUGUCAUGCAAUAAAAGGACAUUUUCAUACAAAGACUUGUAUUUUGGGAGUUUUUUAAAACCUUGAUGGUACUAUGGAAUAUUUCUGUUGUUGGUAUCAGUGCCUUUAAGCAGUGUGGGCAAAGAAACGGAAGGCCUUAAUGUCUUUGCCGCUAUGUCUCAAGUGUUCUUUCAUGGAAGGAUUUCCCACCAUCUGACAAUCAUCUGUUCGAGGCAUCCACACCCUCUGCAUCUCUCUGGAGUACCCGGAAUUUUGGCCCAAUGCAUAAGAUAUCCAUGGCUUUGUUGUUACGGUCCCAUACAACUUGGGUGACAGAUGAAGCUGAAGAAGGUGUUGAUUCUUCUUUUUCCCCUCUACAUUGUCUUAGCUAUGAGGGGACAUCUCAGUUUCUAGUGGAUGACAGUGGAUGACAUACACUAGAAACUGGGACUUCACAGCACAGUCAUUUAUAGAGCUUUGUAAUCAGCGUGGGUUUCCCUUCUCUUUCUCAGCAACUUGUAUCAGGAAAGUUCCGUCAUCGUAUUAAAGAAGCUAAGCCAUAUUCCAGCACCAUUUGGUUAUCAGGGGGUCCUUGUGUAACUGCCUUAUAACUCAACAUUACCAGUAAAGUGAUGAUUCUAGUCUUGUGUUUAUAAAUACACUUGUUCAGUCAUGUCCCUGACACAUGUUGAGUCGGCACAGCUCUGCUAAGGGAACGAGGGACACGGGAGUAACCUGGGUGGAGGAAGGACUGGACCUGCCCUGAACCAUGUGGAGGGGAGGGGGGGAGCUGAAGAAAGAAUUCUCCCAGGAGGAGUAUGGGCCAGUACAUCCCAAUUAUUAUUUUAGUUAGUUUUUGUUGUGACAGUGUGGAAGGAAGGGCAUAGAGUGGGACAAAGAUAAAUCAGUUGGUCAUUUUUGAAUUCUAAAAAUGGAUCUCUCUGUAGUUCUUAAGGUCGGUUGGAACUGAUAUUUGUCUAGCAUAUCCACAUACUGUAUCCCUGCCUGGUGAUACCAUGUCUCUAAAUAAUUCUGCCAUGAAACAUAAAAGACAAAUAAGGGAAAAGCCAUUCCGCAUUACACAGAGAACAUUAUGGUGUCCCAAAACAGUAACAAAAGAUUGCUCUCAUGUCAAUACUUUAUCGCACGUGCAGGUCACAAGGCCCUCGGUUGCUCCCUGUUUUCAUCUGUCUGUCUGAACGUUCUGUAUUGUAAACCAUGGCUGGGUUGCUAAAGUGCCUGCGAAUCCUGAUGUGAAAAAAGCUUGAGAUGAAAGCUCAGCAUAACGUGUAUUAACAAAAAAGAAGAAGAAAAAAAGACAUGUAUUGAUAUGCCUAUUCUUUUUUUUUUUUUACUGGCACAUUGUAUUUUUGCGUCGACUUGUUUUUAGAAAAUACGUGAAGUGUCCACACGUCCCUGUGUCUCUUUUGCAUUUCUGUGUAAUGGUUCUAUUUGUUAAUAAUGUGCAGCGAUGUUUCAAUGGUGUUACCAAUGUAAGCACGGUGACCUUGGAUGACAGUGGCUCUUUCUCACAGCCUUCCCUGAGCUGUGAGAAACAGCUUUCCCUGUACAUAUGAGACUUCUAAUAAAAGGCAUAUUUCUUCCUGUU